Messenger RNA from Anthostomella pinea, 1239 nucleotides. The record is from the annotation of a GenBank genome assembly. NCBI's taxonomy places the organism in Eukaryota, Fungi, Ascomycota, Sordariomycetes, Xylariales, Xylariaceae.
AUGAUCGAUCUAGGUUUGGCCCGCGUCGCGGCUCUGUUGCGGCAUACACCACAGACAUGGAAGGCCAUCCACGUAGCUGGAACAAAUGGAAAGGGGUCGAUAUGUGCCUACCUGACAGCCAUGCUCCGAGCCAACCGCAUAUCCUGCGGCAGGUUCAAUUCACCACAUCUCAUCGACAGGUGGGACUGCAUCACCAUCAACGAUAGCGCUGUAUCUGAGAACAAGUUCCGCUACUUUGGGGAGCUAGUCAAGAAGAGGAAUCAAGACCACAAGCUGGGCGCAAGCGAGUUUGAGCUGCUUACGGCCACGGCCUUCGAGAUCUUCGAGGCCGAAAAGGUCGAGGUCGGUGUGAUCGAGGUUGGCCUUGGCGGACGACUGGAUGCAACCAAUGUGUUGAAGCAAAAAUCUGUCACCGUCAUCUCCAAGAUAGGCCUCGACCAUCAGUCGUUCUUAGGCAAUACUCUCGAAGAGAUCACCCUUCAGAAAGCUGGAAUCAUGCAGAAAGGGGUGCCGUGUGUGGUGGAUGCCCGCAACCCAAAAUCGGUUCUGGAUGUCGUCCAGCAACAUGCCAACGAAACUGGCGCCAGUCUCCAUUUCGCGGAUCCGGGGUCCAGCAAGAUCAUGGUUGAGAUAGGAGACGAAUUCGAGCCACACCAGUGCCAGAAUCUUGCUUGUGCUUAUGAGGCUUUCCGCCUGGUAUAUCCACACUACGCUGGCUCCACUGGGGGUCUUGUUUCCGCCAUCAAAGCGGCGGUAUGGCCUGGUCGGCUACAACCGCUCAACAUCAAACGCCUUACCGGCAGGACGGAGGAUGUGCUAUUGGAUGGUGCGCACAACCCCCAGUCAGCCGAUGUUCUCUCAGCUUUUGUUGAGAAACGGCUUCGUGUCGGGGCCGAACCAGUCACAUGGGUUCUCGCUGCGUCUGAGGGAAAAGAUAUUGGCGAAAUCCUACGUUUGAUACUCCGACCAGGUGACAACGUUGUAGCCGUCGAAUUCGGCCCUGUCGACGGCAUGCCCUGGGUGAGGCCAAUGAACUCAGGCACCAUCCUCCAGCGAGUGAGAGAGUCAGGCGUUGCAGUCUCGACGCAGCACAGUGCACUCAAAAGUCUAUCAUCUGCACUCGAUUGGGCAAGCAGAACAGCCGAAGGGGGCCCCUUGGUUAUUGCUGGAAGUCUCUACUUGAUUUCCGAUGUUCUCAAGCUCCUGCGGGCAAAGGGCAUCCAAAGUCGGGUACCAUAG